CGACUGCGGUGCCUGGCAACAGAAAAAGACGUGAUGACGUCCUCUCCAGAUUGCGUAUUAUGGGAUGUGCGGAAUUAAACAACCCGAAGAGGACACGGUGAAGCCAAAAAAAUAAUAAAAGAGACAGAAAUAAACGAGGCGCAUGGUGAACCAUGGAGCUCUCGGCUGUUGGUGAGAGCGUCUUCGCAGCCGAAUCCAUCAUUAAACGUCGGAUCAGACGGGGUCGCUGGGAAUAUCUCGUGAAAUGGAAGGGUUGGUCUCAGAAGUACAGCACUUGGGAGCCGGAGGAAAACAUCCUGGAUGCACGUCUCUUCGCUGCCUUCGAGGAGAGGGAGCGCGAAAGGGAGCUGUUUGGGCCGAAAAAGAGGGGUCCCAAACCCGAGACAUUUCUCUUGAAGGCCAAAGCCAAGGAAAAGACAUGUGAUUUUAGAAGAGAGGCUCCCAGAGGGAUCCAGGUUUCCUAUCCAGUCCCGGAGCCUGUCAUAACACCGAGGGCCCGGGAGGGUCUACGCGCCGUGGUUCCCACAAUCUUCCCACCGAGCGCCGUCAACAGGGGCGAGAGUGUCCACAUCCGACCACCGGAGCCAGAGAGGAGGCCCAGACCGACUCCACCAGCUGAUCUGUCAGUCCAAGAAUCCGCCCGGGUCCCCCAAAAAAGAGGGCGCAAACCGAAGCUGCAUUUACAUUAUAAUGAAGAUGACAGAGGCAGCUCAGCGGAGCCGGACCCCAAACGGAGCAGGCUACUGGAGCAGCCGGGGUCUCACGGUUUGUCCAAAAUGCCCCGACGCUUGCAUCAUCACGGAGAGACGUCAGAUCACAGCCUUGUCCAGUUGACCAAGAGGUUUCAGGAGAAGACCACGAUAACACCCAAAUCCAGCAGCGAGCACAGACACGCUGGGUUGUCUUACAGCUGCGCAUUCAGUCCAGAUGUGCGUGAUCAGGGGGCACAUAGGACUAGUUGUGUGACCAGGAUGUCUAUUCCUCAGCCCAGAAAGACGAAGAUGUCUGCAGAACACCAGCAUCAGGCGAAGGAGUGCUUUCUGCCCCGGGGACAACCUGCUGUCAUGUCGACACAGUCCGAGUCCAUCCAAGAUUCAUCCACGCGACCAUCCUCGUCCUGGACCCCCUGUUUCACCAACGUGGACUCUGUGACUGUGACAGACGUCACCAUGAACUUCUUGACAGUCACCGUGAGAGAGAGCAGCACAGACAAAGGCUUUUUCCGAGAGAAAAGAUGAGUAGAUGCGCUUUGGCCAGACUAGGCUAAUGUAUGUUUAACAAGCUACUAACAGGCCUACUGUAAUAUUAUAUUUUUCUAUGUAACAUUCAAACGUGUACAUACAUAUAUUUAAUACGCUGCUGAGAAAAUUAAAAAAGGAAAGUGACUUUGUGAGUUUAAGGGGUGUUUUGUUGCGGUUGUUGCACCCAAUGUGACUGCUUUCAUCUUGUCAAGAUUAUCCACAUCCAUAAAGGUUAAUUUUGUCUUUUGGUUUCACCAGAAACUGUUCAGCCACGUCAGUCAUGUCUUCAGUCUUCAGGUGUUCAGUCAUGUCUGUAUAUAUAUAUAUAUAUUGUGGAAUGUAUGGUAAAAAAUAUAUGUAUAUAUAUUUCCCAAACUAUAGUAGGCUAUUAAGAAUGUUUGUAGGCAGCAGGGUGUUGCCAAAUAAUCAAACUUCCACUUGCCAUAGAGUUGAUAUUUGAUUGCAGGAUUGCAGGACUCAUAUUUAACAUAUUUAAAAGACCUAAAGAAAUUAUUCUUUCGUCCUAAUCUAAAAAUGUCUCAUGAUACGGCUGAGUAUGGUAUUUUGUGAAGACUUUACUGUCAUGUGCACGGGUCAUGCACAUAUCAUGUAGCUGAUAAUUCCCACUGAGCAAAUUUUUGUUUGUAUGUAUCAUUCUAACAGCGAUUUGUGGACAAACGCAUGCAAAAAAUUAAAUAAAAUUAAUUUGUAUUCAUUUAAAAA
Micropterus salmoides (largemouth bass) is the source of this 1964-nucleotide messenger RNA. It is a transcript of the gene cbx8a, whose product is annotated as chromobox homolog 8a (Pc class homolog, Drosophila). The coding region runs from base 153 to 1238 and encodes 361 amino acids. The transcript is spliced from 5 exons. NCBI's taxonomy places the organism in Eukaryota, Metazoa, Chordata, Actinopteri, Centrarchiformes, Centrarchidae. The record is from RefSeq and is a predicted model, not a curated record.